AUGUAUGUGAAGGAAUGUAUCGUGUCUGCUCCUGGAAAGGCUAUUCUUCACGGAGAGCACGCAGUUGUACACGGAAAGGUUGCACUUGCUGUUAGUCUGAAUCUGAGAACAUAUUUGAAGUUGAGAGCCACCAACACUGGUAAAGUUAGCAUUAACCUCCCAAACAUUGACACCUUUCUCUGCUGGGAUGCUUCUGAAUUGAAGCAGCUUAUACAACAUUCAUGUGGGAAGCAGGAGGACGUAAAACGUCUUGAUGCCGAACUUGUGAAGAGACUUCGUGAAUUUGUCGGUGUUGCAGAUGGAAACUUGGAUACAAGCAAUAUGGCCACCUUGGCGUUCCUCUACAGCUACCUUUGUCUGUUUGGAAAAGGGGAGCUGCCAAGCUUGACAAUUUCAGUGUGGUCAGAGCUGCCGACGGGUGCGGGACUGGGCUCGAGUGCCGCCUACUCGGUGUGUUUAGCUGCAGCUCUGCUUUGUGCUAGUGGAGCCAUUUCCAGUCCUCUCAAAGAGUGGGACCACACUGCCAGGUGGUGUCAGGAGGACCUAGAGCUGAUCAACAGCUGGGCCUUCCAAGGCGAGAUGAUCAUCCAUGGUAAUCCUUCCGGAGUAGACAACGCUGUAGGGACAUGGGGAGGCAUGCUGAGGUUCUUGGCCGGGAGGAUAAUACCACUGAGCAGGGUGCCAUUAUUAAGAAUCCUCCUCACUAACACUAAAGUGCCACGUAGCACAAAGGUACUUGUCGCCAGGGUGAAGGACAAAAUUAACAAGUUUCCCACAAUUAUGACCUCUGUGCUCGACUCUGUUGAUGCCAUUUCCUGCACUUGUGAGAAAAUACUCCUAGAGAUGACAUGUGAGCCAAUCACAGGAGAGCACUACAAUGUUUUAGAGGAGCUCAUUGAUAUCAACCAACAUCAUCUGAAUGUAAUGGGGGUGGGACAUCCUGCCCUGGAUACUCUGUGUCGGGUCACGCUCGCGAGGGGUCUACACAGCAAGCUAACAGGCGCAGGUGGAGGGGGCUGUGGCAUCACUCUUCUGAGACCAGAAACGGACACCGCAGUAAUCCAGAGUACAAUUCAGGACUUGAAUGACUGCAACUUUGAUUGCUGGGAAACAAGUAUUGGUGGUCCUGGUGUCCAAAUACAUUCUCCCCGCUCUCUAAAGGAGGACAUUUUAGGGACUUUAAACCGUUUUUGA
This is a messenger RNA of Nerophis lumbriciformis (worm pipefish), 1194 nucleotides long. NCBI's taxonomy places the organism in Eukaryota, Metazoa, Chordata, Actinopteri, Syngnathiformes, Syngnathidae. The record is from RefSeq and is a predicted model, not a curated record.